AGGAACAUUGAAUUUUUUCUGAAUUAAAAUAAAAUAUUUUUUUUAUUUUAGAAGAAAACAAUAUGUAAUUGAAUGGUGUUGUCAGUAACGUAUAGGUUUAGGGCAGAUUAAUAGGAGAUUUAUGUGGUAGGAGGUAUUUUUAUGAUUUUUAUGUCAUGGACAUAGACAUGUGAUAGAGGCAGGCAGGUUUAAAUGGCAUUUCAGUGUUUUUAUUUUUCCUGUAAUUUUUGAAGCGCUAGAAAUCAAUGGUCUUGAACAUCAUGUAGUCAGAAAUGAUUCACAUAGAGGUUUUAAUCAUUCACUGUUCAUUCACCCCUCCUCUUUACCGUUCUUUCUUUCUACCUGUCUCUCUCUUCUCACUGUUCCCUUUCCUUAUUCUUUUUAUUUGUAUUUAGUAUUAUAAUUUAACUGUUUUUCCCCCAGGUAAAUUAACAUACAGCACAUUCUCAUAUACAGCAGUGACCUGGGUGAAUACAGGGGACGGACGAAAAUCAUUGGUCAUGUUGUAACACCCCACUUCUCUUCCUACCUCCAACAGUGUUCUUCUAACCCCUAACCACUGUAUCCCCAGUAGGAAGAUGGCCGGUCAGGCAUUGAACUCCUUCUUUCGGAGCCUCUCCAGGAGAAAGCCCCUGGAGCCUGAGGGAGAGGAGUCCACCUUUAACCGCUGUCUGACCACCCUGGACCUGAUUGCCUUGGGGGUGGGGAGCACCCUCGGGGCAGGAGUCUACGUUCUCUCCGGAGAGGUUGCUAGGACAUCGUCAGGCCCCAGUAUCAUCAUCUCCUUCUUCAUUGCGGCUGUGGCGUCCAUCUUUGCCGGCCUGUGCUACGCUGAGUUCGGGGCUCGUGUCCCCAAGACAGGGUCAGCGUAUCUCUACAGCUAUGUGACAGUGGGAGAGCUGCUGGCUUUUAUUACCGGGUGGAAUUUGUUGCUGUCUUACGUAAUAGGGACAUCUAGUGUGGCGAAGGCAUGGAGCGGGACCUUUGAUGACCUCAUUGGGAAUGUCAUGGGGGACUUCUUCAGAGACAAUCUGUACAUGGGCCUGCCGGGCCUUGCAGAAUACCCAGACUUCUUUGCGGCUACACUCAUCAUGCUCCUGGCAGGCCUGCUGGCUUUUGGCGUGCAAGAAUCAGCGAUAGUGAACAAGAUCUUCACAGCCAUCAACAUCCUGGUCCUUGUGUUCGUCAUUGUAGCAGGCUUUAUCAAGGGAGACAUUGGGAACUGGCAGAUCAGCCUGGAGACGCUCAUCAAUGCUACCGCAGAAUUCAAGAACCUAACCUCUACAGAAAACGUCACUAGUAUGUACGGGGUUGGAGGGUUCUUUCCAUACAGUUUUGAUGGGACAAUCGCCGGAGCCGCAACCUGCUUCUACGCCUUCGUAGGAUUUGACUGCAUCGCCACUACAAGCGAGGAGGUGAAGAACCCUCAGAAGUCCAUCCCCCUGGGCAUUGUGGCGUCCCUCCUCAUCUGCUUCCUGGCCUACUUCGCCGUGUCGGCUGCCCUCACCCUGAUGAUGCCCUACUACAUGCUGAAUACCAACAGCCCGCUGCCCGUGGCCUUCGACUACAUCGGCUGGGGACCUGCCAAGUAUGUCGUGGCCGUCGGUUCGCUCUGCGCCCUCUCCACCAGUCUUUUGGGUUCCAUGUUCCCCAUGCCCCGCGUUUUGUUUGCCAUGGCCAGAGAUGGCCUCCUUUUCAAGCCUCUCAGUAAAGUCAGCUCAAGACAGAGUCCCGUCAUCGCAACCCUGUCCUCCGGAGUUGUGGCAGCAAUAAUGUCCCUGGUGUUUGACCUGAAAGCGUUGGUUGAUAUGAUGUCCAUUGGGACCCUCUUCGCAUACACACUGGUGGCUAUCUGCAUUCUUAUACUCAGAUACCAAGAGACCAAAUCGGAAGAGUCAGAUCCACAGAACAUUAAAUCAACACGUUUUGGUUGUCUGGCACCUCCUUCAUCCCCCACAGCUAGCACCUCAAAAACAGUUACCAGUUUAACUGUAUUUUCCGUGGUUUGCGUGUUGAGUCUGUCCGUCAUGCUGACCCAAGCGAUGGAUGCUAUUAAGCAACAGGAGAUCUGGAGCUUGUUGUGUGUCUCCAUCGUAGCUUUGAUCCUCCUCAUCAUCAUCAUCGUCAUCUGGAGGCAUCCGCAGAAUCAGUCCAAGGCUGCGUUCAUGGUGCCCUUUCUUCCUGUGCUGCCGAUACUCAGUGUGUUUGUCAAUAUCUACCUGAUGGUCCAGUUAGGGGCAGACACCUGGAUGCGGUACGCUAUCUGGAUGGCCGUAGGGUUCCUUAUCUACUUUGGUUACGGUAUCCGCAACAGCGUUCAGAAGCAGAGGAACCAUAGCAGUCUGCAGAAGAUUGAGACUAUCAGUGAAAAGAUGGAGGAGCCUGUCAAAGAACAGAAGUUCUAAAGCUGAGUGGACAGGAUAGCAACAAGAUCCCAUAACUACAGAACAGCACAGGACAGAACAGAAGAGGACAGGUGUUCUGAUGUUACAGUUAGUUUUUUUAGUUAAUUUACUAUAUGGCUAAAUGUAGGUGUCAGCCUGUAGCAGAAGUCAAGUACCCAGGCUACUGUAAAAUGUCACAGGUGAUGUUAAGGCAUAUCAUAUGUUUGUACAUUUCUAUUGUGUUUUUAAGAAUAUUUUGAAAAUGUAAGCAUGUAUUUUACUUCACUUUGGUCUUUUGUAGAAAUAUAUUUUGGUUAUCACAUUGUUAUUUUAAUGCAGUAUUUAAUGUUAUAGGACACGUCCAAAGUAAAUACUUAUUAGGUGUUAAGAGUUAAGUUGUCAGUUGGUUAGCAAAUGUGACCUUAGGCUCUGGGUUCAGAGAGUUAAUCUACGUUCACAUCUCUUGAUGUUGUAACAGUGAUAAGGAGAUAAGCCAUUGUAUUAGUCAGAGGCUGUAAGGAUGAUGUGUGCUAUCAUAACCGGCAACUUACGAAACAAUUUAUCUUGGCUCUGACAUCUUAUCAAAUGUAAAAUAACUUAUCGGAUGUUUAAACCAUUUUCCAUACAACCCUGAGAGAAUUGAAAUGGUGUAGUUAAUGUGAUUGCUGAAAGACAGAAAACUGUUGUAAUCCAAGUAUUCAAGCUUCAGUCUUUUUUAUUGUUCUUCCUUAAUAUGUUGUUUGAGAAAAUCUCAAGGAUAUGGAUUCCUUUGUAAAAUCCAAUACACUUGAAUUGCAAUAGA
Esox lucius (northern pike) is the source of this 3186-nucleotide messenger RNA. Its product is annotated as cationic amino acid transporter 2-like. Gene Ontology annotation, biological process: amino acid transport; transmembrane transport. Gene Ontology annotation, molecular function: amino acid transmembrane transporter activity. The record is from RefSeq and is a predicted model, not a curated record. Bases 579 to 2405 code for a protein of 608 amino acids. NCBI's taxonomy places the organism in Eukaryota, Metazoa, Chordata, Actinopteri, Esociformes, Esocidae. Gene Ontology annotation, cellular component: plasma membrane. The transcript is spliced from 12 exons.